AUGAGAGUUCUAUCUGUUAUACCUUUACUGGUUUCUGGAUUUAUCAGUACAGACGAGAACCCUGACACAAUAAUCGAAAAGCUCCCUGACGCCGGGCGUCUCCUUGCAGCAGUAAAUCUUCAGAAUGGUUAUAUGGAUGAUGCAAUCUUGAAGCUUAUGGGUCUGGAUAGGAAGUUCUCAUUGUCAGAUCUCCAAAAAUUCAACAAAGAAAAUGUGGAAGAAUUCGUGGAGAAGUUGUUGUCAGUUGGCGGUUUGCUCAAAUCGGAUUCUGAAAAAGUCGAGCAAGUGUUCAUAGAUUUCAAUGAAAUCCAACAGUUCUGGGCACAAUAUUCCGAUAAGAUCAACAGGAUUCCAGGGAGUUUGAAGAUGAUAGAAGAUGUCAAUAAUUAUGACAGUUACGAGUUGGAAACUAUAGAUAUCAAAGAACCACUCGACCUACUCAACGACAUCAUCGAUGGGAGGCACUCAGAUUUUGAACAUCUCCAAUUAAGUCUUCAAGCAGUUAUAAGCAAAAUAGAGGUAUUUUCAAAAUCUCAUAAUACGAAAGGACUACAACAUCUUCUUGAGAGUUUGAGCCCCUUGGAGUACUUAGUGAGAAUUAUCGAUUGGUUGGCUAUCAGUCCAUUCUGGGAGUUAGCAGAGUACCCCAAGGGUUUGCCUGCUAACUUGAAGAGUUUUGAUUUGAUAAAUAUUAAGAAGAUUCCAGAUUUGGAAAUUCUUGAGGCGGUUUUUAACUCACAGGCUUUUGAGCUCAAAAAACUCAAUUUCAAGGAAUCGUGGAUCAAAAAUGCUCUCUGGGGGUCGAACUUCUCGGAAACCCGAUGGAUUCUUGAUUUCCAGACCUUGAUUGAUAAGUUUUAUGAGCCAUUCCAAGAGCAGGGAUCUCAAAGAGAUGUCAGGAAAGCCGCAACCUUCCACCAUCGCCUACUUGAAGUCAAAUCUCUACAAAUCUCAGAUUUUGAAGCAAUAGCAAAAGGUAUCCAGUCCUGUGUGCUACAUAAGGAAUCAGCAUCAGCUAUCACCAAUCUUCGAACUACUAGCAAGAAUAUUCAAAUACUUUUGAAAAAAAUCCGAGCAGUGCGAAACGUGGAAAUCUCAAUGGUAGAUCACAAAAAAGUGGUGCAAGAACUCUCCGGGAAAACUGAGAUGACUGAACUAAAACAGCUACUUAACGCGGUACUAUUUUUGAAAGAAAAUUUACGCAAAGUGAUUCGAUAUGUAUUGAAUUGGGGGGAAUCGGCGAAGAGUAUUUUUGAGUCGCUUAAUGGGUUUCAUAGUCUGGAUACUACUAAGGAAGUUACAAGCUAUAUGAAAUGUCUGAUGAAGGUGGAUGGUCCGGUGGAGAAGGCUGCAAGUGUGGCAAUGGUUUUCAAAGGAAUGAGGAAACUUAGAAUGAGUUUUAAGGAGAACUUACUCAGAGCAUCAAAUAUAAUGAUUGAAUCUUUGGGGAAUAUUAAAGCGAUACGAGACUGUAAGGUUGAGAAGAUACAUAAGGUGGCGGACCUUCAAAAUCUUCAAACGUACUCCGAAUCCUUUCAAAACUCAAUUCCCAUCCUCAACACUAUAAAGGAGGUGUUAGCUCCUAACAAUGAAUUUUUGAAGUUUAUAGAAAUUGGGAAUGAAUUAAAAGAGAGAAGCAAUGAGCUACUGAAAUUCUAUGACUGGUACUUUGGAAAUUUUGAGAGCUUACAAGCCUCCAUCGCCAAUCUUAUAGAUGAGUCAACGGUUUGGAAGAAUAAGAUACGAAUCUUGAAAGGUUCAAGUCUAGACGCAUAUGGAGAUAUUUUGAAGGAUUUGGUCAAUAUUAACGGCGUGGAGGAUUUCCAACCAGAGACAAUCCUCUCAGCAAUUGAUAAUUUCGAGGGAUUCACAAAUGAUUCGGAUAUCAGUGAUACAUUGAGCCAGUUGAGAGGGUCAGUGGAGAAGUUGGAGGGGUUCGAGAUGCACUUUUCGAAAUAUCACGGAUCGUUGAUGAAGAUUCCAGAAGAUUUGAGAAAAAUGAAGGAGAUUUUGGAAGGGAAGAAGGGGGAUGAAAAUCCUAAUGAGGCGUUGUCGAAAAGGAGUCGGUAUUAUGAUCUCCUCAUCAUCCUCUACGUUGCCAUCCCAGUAAUCCUAAUAUUCACAUUCAUUUGGUGUCUACUCGAUACACAUUGUCCACUGAGAAAGUACGGACAGAGGCAGUAUGAGAGGAGACGUUCGGUGAGACCAGCUAAGUGUAAGUAUUACGAAAAAUAG
Molecule: messenger RNA, 2235 nt
Organism: Caenorhabditis remanei
Lineage: Eukaryota; Metazoa; Nematoda; Chromadorea; Rhabditida; Rhabditidae
Exons: 3
Coding region: 1-2235 (744 amino acids)
Source: RefSeq, a predicted model, not a curated record